Messenger RNA from Anoplopoma fimbria (sablefish), 1734 nucleotides. It is a transcript of the gene fah, whose product is annotated as fumarylacetoacetate hydrolase (fumarylacetoacetase). Gene Ontology annotation, biological process: L-phenylalanine catabolic process; homogentisate catabolic process; L-tyrosine catabolic process. The coding region runs from base 121 to 1371 and encodes 416 amino acids. Gene Ontology annotation, molecular function: fumarylacetoacetase activity. The transcript is spliced from 14 exons. NCBI's taxonomy places the organism in Eukaryota, Metazoa, Chordata, Actinopteri, Perciformes, Anoplopomatidae. The record is from RefSeq and is a predicted model, not a curated record.
AUGUGAUUGGCUCUGCAGUGGGAGGCGGGCCUGUCUAAAGUCAAACAUCUGGAAGUGCUUGCUGCUGCUGCUGCUCAUUCACUCAGAAAGCUUGAGAGGACCACCACUGACAAAGACAAGAUGUCCUUCAUAAAAGUAGAUGCAUCGUGCGAUUUCUCCUUCCACAACCUCCCUUAUGGAAUAUUCUCCACACCUGAUCAUCCCAAGCGUCGCAUUGGUGUUGCCAUUGGAGACCAGAUUCUGGACCUCAGUGUGAUUAUGUCUUUGUUUCGAGGACCUGUGCUUUCCAGACAUCAGGAUGUCUUCGAGCAGUCCACACUGAAUGCCUUCAUGGCUCUCGGUUAUGAGGCCUGGAAGGAGGCCAGGAGGACCUUGCAGGGGUUGCUGUCGGCCAAUGAGAGCACACUGAGAGAUGAUGUCAGCCUUCGGAGCAGAGCAUUUGUCCAUCAGAGUACAGCCUCCAUGCACCUUCCUGCAGACAUUGGCGAUUACACCGACUUCUACUCUUCCAGAGACCACGCCACCAACGUCGGCACCAUGUUCCGGGGGAAGGAGAAUGCUCUGAUGCCAAACUGGUUGAGGCUUCCAGUGGGAUACCAUGGUAGAGCGUCAUCAGUGGUUGUUUCUGGGACCGCCAUCCGCCGCCCCUCAGGCCAGAUGAGACCAGACCAGACAAAACCUCCCGUGUUUGGCCCGUCUAAGCAGAUGGACAUUGAGCUGGAGAUGGCCUUCUUCGUUGGAGGGGGGAAUCACCUCGGGGAGCCCAUUCCCAUCGAGAAAGCCCAUGAACACAUCUUUGGCAUGGUGCUCAUGAAUGACUGGAGUGCCAGGGACAUCCAGUCGUGGGAGUAUGUUCCUCUUGGUCCUUUCCUCGGGAAGAACUUUGGGACAACUAUCUCACCCUGGGUCAUCCCAAUGGAGGCGCUGUUACCCUUUGCAGAGCCCAACCCCAUCCAGGACCCAGAGCCCCUCCCCUACCUUCAGCACCCCGACGCUUACACUCUCAACAUUAACCUGUUUGUGUCACUUAAAGGUCAAGGCAUGUCAGAGGCAGCAACCAUCUGCAAGUCAAACUUCAAGCACAUGUACUGGACCAUGAAGCAGCAGCUCACCCAUCACACAGUCAACGGCUGCAACGUCAGACCCGGAGACCUGCUGGCUUCUGGAACCAUUAGUGGACCCGAUCCAGAGAGUUUUGGCUCCAUGUUGGAGCUGUCAUGGAGGGGGUCUAAGAACAUUGAUCUGGGAGAAGGAGAAACCAGAACCUUCCUGAGGGAUGGAGAUGAAGUCACCAUCACAGGUUACUGUCUAGGAGAUGGAUACAGAGUGGGCUUUGGACCCUGCAUGGGAACCAUUCUCCCUGCACAUUGAAACACACUUAUUGUUAUUAAAGUGAGCAUCUUUCUGUGGAGAAUAAAUACUGGAAGACACAAACUUACUGUAUCUCACCCUGCUUUGAAAUGUUGCUAUCCAUGAAUGAAGACAACUACUGGCAAAAACUCUGCUUACACACUCUUACUCUUAAAACGAUGCGUUUUCAGCUUUAAUUGAUAAUUAUUAGCUUUAGUCAGAUUCAGUUGAUGCAGUACAGGGACCUUGUUAUAGAAAUCCUCUGCAAUAUUCAUCCAACAGAGGGAUGCUCCCACAUCCCGUCACAGUGUUACUGCUAUACCAGGAUCAGUGUUAUUGAGGUUUUAUAUGUGUUGGCUUCAUAAUAAAAUCUUCCCUUUUUAA